Molecule: messenger RNA, 1908 nt
Organism: Oldenlandia corymbosa var. corymbosa
Lineage: Eukaryota; Viridiplantae; Streptophyta; Magnoliopsida; Gentianales; Rubiaceae
Source: the annotation of a GenBank genome assembly
GUGGGACAGAAAGAGUAUUAAUUAUUGAAUACAUCAAAGUAAAGAUAAAAGGCCGGACAAGAUCAUCACGUUGAUCACACCAAAUGCCACUAAAAUUAUAGCACAAAAAACGCAUCUUGGAAAGUGACGAAAUUGAUUCAUAAGAAUUGUACAAGAAUAGGCAGACAAUCUGAAAAAGAAUAGUAUUCAAUGUCGGGAGAACUCACACACCCCACACAUUUCAGUUUCAUAUAGCUCAAAUUGAUCUGCUUUCCUCCUCAUUACCAUCCAUUCAUCUUUACUGUUGAUAUAAUUCCAUGGCGAUGAAAGCAGAACUGAUUUUCAUCCCAUGGCCAUUGAUGGGUCAUUUGGGGCAGUUGGUUGAGUUCACAAAACUCAUCAUCAACUGGGCAGAUACAAAAGACAAAUUAACCAUCAAAAUCCUUAUUUCCAGGCUCCCUGAUUCCGUUGAUCCCGUCACAAACACCUUGAUUGAUUCUCUAAUCAUCAAUUCAUCCGAAAAUUCACCAGCCAUUGAAUUCAUCACCCUCCCUCCCACAGAUCCGGCCCCUGAAUGGAGUUCCUUAAGCAGGGGCUAUUUCAUCCAGAAACAACUCGAUUCCCAAAAGCCCCACGUCAAGAAUUUCAUCCAGCAACGCCUCCGGGAUGAUGAUGAUUCAACAAGAAUUCUGGGUAUUGUUGUUGAUAUGUUCUCCACUUGUAUGAUUGAUGUGGCCGAUGAAUUGGGGCUUCCGAGCUACGUCUUCUUCACUUCCGGGGCGGCGUUUUUUCGCCUAAUGCUCCAUUUCCAAGAGCUUCAAGAUGAACAAGAUACGGAUGUGGCUUCCAAAUUCUCGAAUUCCGAAACUGAUUAUCUGGAGUUUCCGAGCUUUGCCAACCCUGUUCCAUCCUCUGUUUUGCCCAUUGUUCUGACUGAUGAACAGCUCUGGUUGAAGAGAUUCCUUCCUUGUGCUCGAGGCUACAAAAGGGCAAAAGGGAUCUUGGUUAACACGUUUUACGAUCUAGAAUCAUACGCGCUGGAUUCGCUUCUUCAACACGGGAAAACACAAAAGCUCCCACGGAUUUACCCGAUUGGACCUGUUCUGAACAGAGUGCCAAAUGCCAAGCUUGAAGUACAAUCAAUGGUCAUAAAUUGGUUACAUCAGCAGCCUAAAGAUUCAGUGAUUUACAUCUCUUUUGGUAGCUUGGGAAGCUUGGAAACAGACCAAGUGAAAGAGCUAGCAGUUGGGCUAGAACGGAGUGGCUACAGAUUCUUGUGGGUUCUCCGCCGGCCGCCGGCGAAGGACUCCGUUGUGGAUUUCCCCAGCGGAUAUGACCAAUUUUGGGAUAUCUUGCCGGAGGGAUUCUUGGAUCGGACAGAAAGUAUCGGAAAAGUUGUGGGUUGGGCUCCGCAAUUGAAUGUUUUAUCUCAUCAAGCUGUGGGUGGAUUCAUAUCGCAUUGUGGCUGGAAUUCGACAUUGGAGAGUAUCUGGUGCGGUGUUCCAUUGGCAACAUGGCCUUUGAAUUCUGAGCAACAAUUGAAUGCAUUUCAAUUGGUAGUUGAAUUGGGGUUGUCAGUGGAAAUCAGUUUGGAUUAUUCGUCAAGGAAAGAGAAUCAACGCAUUAUUGAAGCUCAUGAAAUAGAAAGAGCUGUGAGGAUGGUCAUGAAGAGUGAUAGUGAAAUAAGGAAAAAGGUUAUUGAAUUGAGGGAUAGGAGUAGGGCUAGUGUAGAUGUUGGAGGUUCUUCAUAUGAAGCUCUUGAAAGCUUGAUUAACAACAUGAUGUUGCAUAAUAACUAAACUAAGUGUUAGACCCGUCCAAUGGACGGGGAAGACAUACACAUAUAGAUAUUUUUAUAUAAAUUUUAUAUUUUUAUAAAAUAUGUAAUGACUUCAGUUUUAAAUAUGAUUACCUUUAGAUUUACAGAAA